AUGGGAGACAAGUAUACCAUGUACCGCGGCGACGGAUCCAGCGGUUCCGGAUGGCCUGCAGAGAGCAACUGGUUUGGCGACUUCGAUGCCAUGUGGGAAGCUAACCAGGGUGCCAUCAGAUGUAACGCUGAAUGGAACGUUCCCCAGAAUACUGCUGAGGAAACCGCAAACAUGAAGUCUGCUAUUCAAAGUGUGGCAUCCGAGUCUGGUGUUGAUGCCAGAUUCAUCUUUGCCAUCAUUCUUCAAGAAAGCAAUGGCUGUGUCCGCGUCAUUCCUACGGCCGCCGCCAACCCCAACCCUGGUCUCAUGCAGGAUGCCGGCGGCACUCACAUGUGCAACGACGGCCACGGCGGCGUCAAGAACCCAUGCCCGAUGGAGGAGAUCACCGGCAUGAUCAAGGAUGGCGUGUUCGGCACUGCGCAUGACCCCGGCAAUGGUUACCUGCCCCUCCUCAAGAAGGUUGGAGGUAUGAGCUCUGCUCAGAACUACUACGCCGCCGCAAAGCUAUACAACUCCGGCAUUAACUCCGGCAUCGUCGACUUGUCGGUGUCCGUCAGCGCUACCGCGUGCUAUGCUUCCGACGUAGCCAAUCGUCUUACCGGCUGGUCGCUUUCUGCCAAGGGCUGCCACUAG
Molecule: messenger RNA, 633 nt
Organism: Dissoconium aciculare CBS 342.82
Lineage: Eukaryota; Fungi; Ascomycota; Dothideomycetes; Mycosphaerellales; Dissoconiaceae
Exons: 1
Coding region: 1-633 (210 amino acids)
Source: RefSeq, a predicted model, not a curated record